GUGGGAAAUGAUGUCAUGGAGAAAACAGAAGCUGCAGCACAAACCACAUGCAAAUGUUAAAAUGCAGACAGGACAGUUAAUAAAACUCUCUGUCCUGUUUUAUUUCUUCAUCACUUCUGUGGAAUGUAUCAGGACAAGGGACAGUGUUGUUUUUGAUGAUAAUAAUGCUUAAUAAUUAAUCCAGUCUGAAGCAGCCAUAACGCCAUGACGCAGGAGCACUUCAGCUCAUUUACCUGAGGAAGGUUAAACCUUUCUUCCUUUUUUCUGUAAAUGAUGCACAUAUCAGCUCAUCAGCUCCUGUUGACCUUGAACACGUGAUCAUGUGGAUGUUAAAGGGGUUCAAGUUGAACGUUAAUCCUCCAUUCAGCAGCGAGCAGCUCAUCAGGGCAUCGCCUCAGCACUGCUGUCACCAUGGUAACCGUGUCAGUCCUGCUUCUCCUGCUCUCUGCUUUUACUCCUCCAGUCCAGAGUCAACUCACUUCACUCCAUAUCAUUCCGGAUGACAUGAUUCAGACUGAGGCUCGGAAAGCUUGCAGAGAAAAUUACACCGACCUCGUCACUGUGUACUCUGAUAAAGAAAACACUAAACUGGCUGAACUGGUGAUAAAGGCUGGUAACGUUUCUGGCUGGAUCGGACUCUAUCACAGUGAUUUCAGUGAGAAAUGGUCUAAUGGUGAUCCUGUAACAUUCAGAUAUCUGACAGAGGAUUGUGGGAUAUCAAGCUACUGUGCCAUUCUGAAGGCUGAUGGUUCAUGGGAAAGUCUUCAGUGCACAGUGACUAAACAUUUCAUGUGCUAUGAACAAGAAGCUUCCUCACAGACUCGUAAUUAUCAUCUAAUCCUUGAGAAUAAGACCUGGUAUGAAGCUCAGCGUUACUGUAGACAGAGAUACACUGACCUGGUCAGCAUCAGAGAUCAGCAGCACAAUGAAGAGGUGAUGAUUAAAGGGUUAAACAGCAUCACACCCUUCUGGAUCGGCCUGCUGUGUGAUGACUGGCAGUGGAUUGAUGGAGGAAUCUCUGCCUACAGAAACUGGGAGAGCAAUCAUCCUCUACCACAAGGCAACUGUGCAGUAGUGAGAGGAGGGAGAUGGUACUCACACCCAUGCAGUAAUCAUCACUCUGCUUUGUGCUACUACAAUUACAUCCAUGUGAGUGAAGAGGCUCUGAGCUGGGAGAAAGCACUGGAUUACUGUGAUAAAGAGAACAGAGCUGGAAUUCUGAUCAUCGAUUCUCAAGCUGAACAGGAACAGUUAGAGUCUGAGCUCAUGAGGAGACGUGUCCCUCCAGGGUCUCUGUGGGUGGGGCUUGGACCAAACCGUCUCUCUGAGCUGAAGGUGUCCUCUGGUCCGCUGACCUGCGAGGACAUACAGAGACAGAGCGAAGCUGACACACACACUGCCGACGCAGCACCAGAUUAUGUGAUGGACUCCACUGAACUUCGAGUCGUGUGUAAACUGAAGUAAAGUUGUUUCAUACAUUAAUGAAAGUUAUUGUGAAAUGUUUACUGUUUUAAUAUUUUUAAUCUUAUAUUACCAACAUAAAAACCUUGAAUAAACACUACUGUUCUUUAAUUAUCAAUAAACAUUCUGUUAUAUAAUAAGAACUAUAUAUUGAUUCUGAAAUGUAACCUGGUGUUCUGACAGCAAAAAGGUAUCUGCAUUAAUUUUACCCUCAGGCUUAUAAGUUUUUUAAAGAUUGAAGGUUUUUUAAAAAAAAUAAUUUUAUAUU
Tachysurus fulvidraco (yellow catfish) is the source of this 1729-nucleotide messenger RNA. Its product is annotated as C-type mannose receptor 2-like. The transcript is spliced from 5 exons. The record is from RefSeq and is a predicted model, not a curated record. The coding region runs from base 412 to 1464 and encodes 350 amino acids. Lineage: Eukaryota; Metazoa; Chordata; Actinopteri; Siluriformes; Bagridae.